This is a messenger RNA of Colletotrichum navitas, 1907 nucleotides long. Its product is annotated as adaptor complexes medium subunit family protein. The record is from RefSeq and is a predicted model, not a curated record. The coding region runs from base 117 to 1664 and encodes 515 amino acids. Gene Ontology annotation, biological process: retrograde vesicle-mediated transport, Golgi to endoplasmic reticulum; Golgi localization; endoplasmic reticulum to Golgi vesicle-mediated transport. Gene Ontology annotation, cellular component: COPI vesicle coat. Lineage: Eukaryota; Fungi; Ascomycota; Sordariomycetes; Glomerellales; Glomerellaceae. The transcript is spliced from 5 exons.
UCAAUAUUCGAGCUCCCCAUGUGGUCCCCCUUUGGCCCGGGACCUCGAAGUCGAGUUGCGACAGCCCGUCUACAUAUUCAAUUCGCCCUUAACACUGUCACAACACCCCGUCCAAAAUGGUUGUCCUCGCAGCGUCGAUUUGUACCCGUGGCGGGAAAGCUGUCCUCUCCCGCCAGUUCAGGGAGAUGCCACGAUCCCGCAUCGAAGCCCUCCUUGCGUCUUUUCCAAAGCUGGCUGAUAGUGGCACCCAGCACACGACCGUCGAACAAGAUAAUGUGCGCUUCGUUUACCAGCCGCUGGACGAGCUCUACAUGGUGCUCAUUACCAACCGCCAGUCCAACAUCCUUCAAGACAUCGACUCCCUGCACCUGUUCGCGCAGGUUGUCACCAGCACAUGCAAGAGUCUCGAUGAGAGGGAGAUCCUGAAGAAUGCGUACGAGCUACUCAGCGCUUUCGACGAGCUCGUCACCCUCGGAUACCGCGAGAACUUAACCAUCAGCCAGAUCAAGACCUUCCUCGAGAUGGAGAGUCACGAAGAGCGAAUCCAGGAGAUCAUCGCACGAAACAAGGAAUUGGAGGCGACGGAGGAGCGGAAGCGAAAGGCCAAGCAGCUGGAAAUGCAGCGCAAGGAGUCGGCUCGAGCUGGCCGCGUCGGUGGUGGCAUGCCCAGAACGCCCGUGUACCCGACUUACACCCCUCCGACCCGCCCGACGCCAACGGAUACGUACGACUCGUACGAAGCUGAAAAGAACAAGACCUUCAACAAACUGAAUGCUCCUAAGGGCAAGGGUAUGCAAUUGGGCAAGAAAUCCAAGACCACGGACAUGUUCGAGCGUGUUCGAGGCGAGAUGGGCCCCGAAGUGGACGAUACGCCCCUUAUCACGCCAUCCCCUGCCCAUGUUCCCGAGCCUGCAGCAGAGCCCCGAGUCUCCUCUACCCUUGACCGUGAUGCUAUCCACGUCGUGGUCAACGAGGCCAUCAGUGCCAAGCUGUCGAGAGAGGGAGCCAUCAACUCCCUUGCGAUAGUUGGUGAUCUGAGCCUCCGCAUCUCCGACCCUACCUUGACCAAGGUCAAAUUGAACCUGACGGCCAACGCAUCUCACGGCGCCCAGUUCCGAACGCAUCCCAACGUCGACAAGAACCUCUUCAACAGCUCCAAGGUUAUCCAGAUGAGCAACACUGCCCGCGGCUUCCCCACGAACCAGUCAGUGGGCGUGCUGCGCUGGAGGGCGACGGCCAAGGCAGAUGAUGCCAGCGCGUGCCCCAUUACGUUCACAGUCUGGAUCAACAAGGAUGCGGACAAGUACAACAUGACGGUCGAGUAUGAGCUGACGGGCGGCGACACACUUAGGGACGUCAGUGUGAUCAUUCCCUAUCAGGUUAGCGAGCCAGUUGUCUCGAGUUUCGAUGCCUCGUACGAGGUCUCCGGAGACUCUCUGGAGUGGAACAUCGGAACAGUGUCAGACGAGAACCCCACAGGAUCGUUCGAGUUUGAGGCCGAAACCAACGAUGAGAAUGACUUCUUUCCCAUGACGGUCAGGUUCUCAAAGACGUCUCCUUUCAUUGACGUCGAUGUCUCCUCGGUUUCCCUACUUGAAGAGGAUGAGGAAGUGACUUUCUCAAAGGAAGUCAAGUCGAAUGCAGACAACUUCUUGAUUGAAUAGAGAGCCGAGCUCCAGUAGCUAGCUAAGGUAUCUUAGAUUGAGAUGAGAUCGUUAGUGGUUGCAUUGUUGAGCGCCAACCCAGGAGUUUCCGAGCAGCGGGUUUGACUGGCAAUGUUGGGAAAUUGCCAUUGCAGUUGGCUGCAUGAAAUGAAACGUAUCUUAGAGAGAGAAACAGGGCGCGAAAGCACCUGCAAAAGAAGCUAUUUAUUGUUGCUGUUGUUGCCAACCCACCCUUAAGCGCCG